Acanthochromis polyacanthus (spiny chromis) is the source of this 1740-nucleotide messenger RNA. Its product is annotated as DEP domain-containing protein 7-like. The coding region runs from base 1 to 1740 and encodes 579 amino acids. The transcript is spliced from 12 exons. NCBI's taxonomy places the organism in Eukaryota, Metazoa, Chordata, Actinopteri, Pomacentridae. Gene Ontology annotation, biological process: intracellular signal transduction. The record is from RefSeq and is a predicted model, not a curated record.
AUGGCCUCCAUCAGAGAACGAGCCGCAGCGCUGCAGCUCGCGGAGAAGCUGCGCGUGAGGCCUCCAGGUGUGCCGGUCCAUUCCUCUUCCUCGUCUUCUUCGUCCAUGUGGAACCUCCUGAUCUCCCACCUCAGAUCUUCGGUGACGGUGAAACGAAGACGAGUCCAUCUGAAAUCUCACAGCGACUGUUUUGUGGGAUCUGAAGCCGUGGACGUCCUGAUGGAUCACAUCGGCCACAUGAAGGGACUCCAAGGGUCAGACAUCUGUCGGGAUAAAGUGGUUUUAGUCUGUCAGUCUCUGCUCAACUGCAGCGUCUUCGAGUCGGUCGGAGCCAAAAUGUUUGGAAAAGACAAGAAGCAGGACGAGUUCCAGGACAGUAAGAACGCCCUGUACAGGUUUGUCGGCGUUGGGUUUCCUUCAGUUGAGGAGUUAGAAAAAGGUGUUCUGGUCGACGGGAUCCACAAACUGUUCAGCAGCGAUUCUUCACACAGGCAGGAAGAGCAGAAAAGCGAUCCUGGAGCAGCUUCUGGUCUGAUGGUGGAUCAGAUGGUGGAGAAUCUGAGUCCCAGCAGAGUUCAGAGCGACUCGGGCUUACCUCAGUCACGUAAGGCGUAUAAACACAAAACCUGCUCAGAAUCCUCCAAAUCAGUUUCACAUCCACUGCAGGAUGCAGCUGUUUCUUCUUCAGUGGUGGAUGAGGUCUGGCAGGAGCAGACUCUCCUGCGUCUCCUGACUCUGGUGGAUCUCCCCCUGCUGGACGGAGUCCUUCAUUGCAGCUCUUCGUCUCCGUCGUCCAACCGGCUGCUCCACAGUAACCCGGACCUGAUCUACAGCAGCAACCACCUGGACAGACGCAUCCUCAGGGCCUUCAGAGACGCUCAGGACGAUGAGUUUCUGCGUUCAGCUCUGGACUGUCUGGAUUUUCUUCCUGACCAGCCGGUGGUGGAGCUGAGCAGAGAGCUGCCUCAAUGUUUCCCUCCAGAAGAGGAAACCUCGGCUGGAAUCAACGUCCACGAUGGAGCUCCCAGCGGUGACGAUCAGGUUCGUCUGUCCCACGCUGGGUUGGUUCAGUGUAAACUUCUGCUGUAUGAGACUCUGGCUAAACACUACAGUAACACUAACAGACCUCCACUGCUGCCCGACAACAUGACGGACAUCUACAGCACCAUCAUCGACCUGCUGGUGAACGCUAAGUUGGGUAAAGCUCUGGAGGCUCUCCAGCUUUGUUUGAAGCUGCUGCCCAUCGGCUGCAGGGACGAACUCAGAAGACUUCUGGCGUUCAUGUCUCUGGCAGCCGAUCCUCAGGAGAUAAAGGUGGACAAAGAGAUGGAGAACAGAUUGGCCGUGAAGAAGUCUUUCUCCAGAGCGAUCCUCCACAGCAAAGCUUUCUCCAAGGAGAAGGAGGACCUCAUGGUGGUCUUCAUGCUCAGCAACAUCAACGAAAUCUUUAAGAUACCAGGAGCUCUGCACAAAGAAGUCAGCGACAAACUGGCCGUCCUGGUUCAGGGAAAACAGCCGGACGUAACGGGUUCUACGUUCUGUCUGCGAGUUUCCAGCAGGACUGAGGCCGAGUCGAUGAAGAAAACCACCAACCAGGAGCUCUGGGUACUCCUGAACAACAUCCACCUGGACACCAAGAUCUCAGCCAAGAAGAAGAAACGUCUCCUGAGACAGUUCAACCAGAGUCACCCUGAGAUCUUCAACCAGUACUUUGGAGAGUCUGCAGUCAGUCUGCUGUAG